AUGCCAAAGAAACAGCUUCAGAGCACUGCCCAGGCAGAGUACCAUCCUCCAUCCACGGGCAUCUUCUCCAUUCUCCCAGCCCAAUGGGUCCCAUACGCGGAAUUGAUGCGUCUGGACCGACCAGCGGGUUACUUUGCUUUCUACUGGCACUACCUGAUCGGAAUGAGUUUCGCGGCCGCUAUCCUUCCUCCCUCCCUACCGCUCCCGGCUCUCAUGGAAGCGUGCGUGUACCAGAUUGUCUGGGUCAUUAUACUGCGCGGGGCAGUCUGCACGGUCAAUGACAAUCUCGACCAGAAGUUCGACCGCCAGGUCGCCCGGACCAGAUGGCGGCCCAUUGCGCGGGGGGCGGUCUCCACCCCCCAAGCCAACGUCUUUGCCCUGCUCCAAUUCGCCAUCCUGGCUGUGAUGGCCUUCGAGUGUCCCCUGCAGUACGCUACGAAGUCGGGGGCCAUUCCCCUCUACGCCAGUCUGACCACUAUCAUUCUGAGCGUCUACCCGCUGGGCAAGCGGGUGACCGACAUGCCGCAGUUGAUCCUGGGUGUGGGCUUCGCGGCUGCCAUCCCCUUCUCGGCUGCCAUGAUAGGCCUCGACGCUCUCCCCGCGCUGCCGACAUUGCUGGAUUUUACCGCAUGGAGCGCUGACGAGCGGGUGGGCGCAGCGUCGCUCAGUCUGUGCAUUGCCUGCGCGAUCUGGACUGUGAUUUUUGACACGGUUUAUGCGCACCAAGACCGGGAGGACGAUAUCAAAGCGGGUGUGCGCUCCCUGGCGGUUCGUCUGGGUGAACACACCAAGCCGGCUCUCGCGGCGGGCGCGGCCAUUCAGGUCGGACUGCUGGUGUGUACUGGUCUUCUGAGUCACUUUUCCGCCGUCUACUUUGUGGCGUCGUGUGGGGGAGUGGCGGUUGCGCUGGCCGCUAUGCUUGUGCUGGUUGAUCUACGCUCGUCGGCCAGCUGCGCGUGGUGGUUUGGCAAGGGCACGGCGAUUUUGGGGACCAUUUUGCUGUCGGGACUAGUUGGCGAGUUUGUGAUGCAGGCAUGA
Aspergillus saccharolyticus JOP 1030-1 is the source of this 1038-nucleotide messenger RNA. RefSeq names its product 4-hydroxybenzoate octaprenyltransferase. Lineage: Eukaryota; Fungi; Ascomycota; Eurotiomycetes; Eurotiales; Aspergillaceae. Gene Ontology annotation, molecular function: 4-hydroxybenzoate polyprenyltransferase activity. The record is from RefSeq and is a predicted model, not a curated record. The transcript has a single exon. The coding region runs from base 1 to 1038 and encodes 345 amino acids. Gene Ontology annotation, biological process: ubiquinone biosynthetic process. Gene Ontology annotation, cellular component: mitochondrial inner membrane.